Messenger RNA from Zophobas morio, 1102 nucleotides. RefSeq lists its product as uncharacterized. Bases 66 to 1061 code for a protein of 331 amino acids. The record is from RefSeq and is a predicted model, not a curated record. The transcript has 14 exons. NCBI's taxonomy places the organism in Eukaryota, Metazoa, Arthropoda, Insecta, Coleoptera, Tenebrionidae.
CGGUGGGUGAGGGCUUUGUCCUCUUAGUCUCUUUACGCUCUGCGGGUUUAUAAGUGACUCUUCUAAUGCUUAAAACUUAUGCUCUUUCCUUAUUUUUCGCUCUCCUUCAGUUAUUUGCCCAGGCUAAAGGCCGAAGUAAAAGCCUUAGGCAUACACUUAAACUUAUAGAAGAAGCAAAGUUGUCUGAGCUAUUGCCCGAGCAAGAAUCUUCUCUUGAAGCAAGUGGGGUCGUAUAUGUGAACUCUUCUUUUUAUGUCGUCUUUGAUUCUGAUACCUUUCUAGCUAAAAUCGAAAACCACACACAUAGAAUUCCUGAAAAUAACUUUAUUUAUUCGGAAGAGCAAACAGAAUCUGAAUUUGAGGGCAUCUUUUACGACAAUCUAACGGGACAUCUCUUCCUAUUGCAAGAGGCUAUUAGUAACUCAAGAACUCGCGAAAGCUAUAAUGCAAAGAUUGUAGAAGUUUCAUUAAGCUCAGAUCUCAGGAACUACACCCCUAUAGAAUCUUGCUUCGUUAACUAUUCCUUCAAAACAGAUAAUAAAGGUUUAGAAGGAAUUCACAUUUUUAGAGAAGAUGGCUCUAAAGCAGCUUAUCUACUCUGUGAAGGGAACGGGUGUCGGGGAGGUAAGAAAGGAGACACAAGUCGAGGCGUGGUGCUAACAGCUGUUUAUAGAUCUGCUACUCCGUCCUCAGGGUGUCGUUGGGAGGUGAUUAGGGCAUCCGAGUUACCACAGUCACUACACUUUAAGGAUUAUUCUGAUCUGGCAAUCUCUUCGGAAUAUAAACGCGUGGCGGUGACCACCCAGCAAGAUAGUGCCGUGUGGAUUACAGAUUUUGAAAGUGUUGAGGAGAUCGACUGGUCUAAAAGUGGAGCUGUUUAUGAAUUUCCUCGUCGUAAGAAAAAUAAAAUUGCUUAUUGCAAUGUGGAAGGAAUUUAUUUUAUUAAAAAAAAUGUUAUUGCGGUUGUGAGCGACAAGGCGAAGAAGAAACAAUCUUCUCGCUGCGCCUUGAAAGAUCGCAUGCUGCACAUUUUUGAAAUUCCUGAGCUCGGGGGUUUGUAAAAGUCCGCAAUAAUAAAAAAACUUGUAAUAUUGACUACAAA